UUAUUUUAUAAUUUGUCUUCUUAUGACCUUAUCUCUACGACUCUAUAUCAUAUCGGAGUUUGGUGUAAAGACGCUAAACAAUGGUGAUGAUGGCGGGUGUAGGGAUGCUUCUAGAGGAGAUCGUUCAAUCGGUGGAGCUGUGGUUGAAACUCAUAGGGAAACCAGAGCCUUACGUCGAUCCUAAUCUGGAUCCUGUGCUCUUGGUGCCUGGAAUUGCCGGUUCAAUUCUACACGCUGUCAAUACUGAUGACGAUAAACAAGAACGGGUUUGGGUUCGGAUACUUGGCGCUGACUAUAAGUUUCGAACCAGGCUCUGGUCUCGAUUUGACCCUUCUACCGGGAAGUCUGUGUCAUUAGAUCCUAACACAAAUAUCAAGGUCCCUGAAGACAGAAACGGGUUAUACGCAAUUGAUAUAUUGGACCCUGAAAUGGUUGUUGGGCGCGAGGGCGUAUACUAUUUCCACGACAUGAUUGUUGAGAUGACCAAGUGGGGUUACCAAGAAGGAAAGACGUUGUUUGGGUUUGGAUAUGAUUUUCGCCAAAGUAACAGAUUUCCUGAGACAAUGGAGCGCUUGGCAAAGAGAUUGGAGGAAGUGUUCACUGCUUCAGGAGGGAAAAAAAUAAAUAUAAUAAGUCAUUCUAUGGGGGGACUCCUAGUCAAAUGUUUUAUGUGCUUACACAGUGAUGUGUUUGAGAAAUAUGUGAAAAAUUGGAUAGCAAUUGCUGCCCCAUUCCAAGGUGCACCUGGAUAUAUAACGUCUACAUUUUUGAAUGGAGUAUCGUUUGUUGAAGGCUGGCAGCAAAACUUCUUCAUUUCAAAAUGGAGCAUGCACCAAUUGUUGAUCGAGUGCCCAUCCAUAUAUGAGUUGAUGCCUCAUCUGGAUUGUGACUGGCAAAAACCCCCAUGUCUCGAGAUUUGGAGGCAGAGAAAUGAUAGUAACGGGGACUCCAAUAUUAUUCUGGAGACCCAUUGCUCAGAAGAAAGCAUAUCUAUUUAUGAGGAAGCUCUUGCAAGCAACACGGUUAAUUAUGGUGGCGUGGAUAUUCCUUUACCAUUCAAUCUAGAGAUCCUAAAAUGGGCUAAUGAAACAAGGAAGCUAAUGUCUUCUGCCAAGCUUCCAGACGGAGUCAGAUUCUACAAUAUAUAUGGGACAAGUCUCGAGACUCCUCAUAGUGUGUGUUAUGGAAGUAAAGAGGCACCUGUUACAGACUUACAGCAAUUGCGUUAUUGUGAAGCCAACUACAUUUGUGUUGAUGGCGAUGGAACAGUUCCUGUGGAAUCAUCAAUGGCUGAUGGGCUUAACGCAGAAGCUAGGGUUGGAGUCCCGGGUGAGCACAGAGGCAUACUUAAUGACCGUCACGUGUUUAGAAUUCUCAAGCACUGGUUGAAAGCAGAAUUCGAUCCCUUCUACAAUCCUAUAAAUGAUUAUGUGAUUCUGCCUACUGCGUUUGAGAUUGAGAAACACAAAGAAAAGGGUUUACAAGUAACGUCAAUAAAGGAAGAAUGGGAAAUAGUCGCAGAUGAAGAUAAUCUAGAAAAUGCGAUUGGCGGAAAGCCUUUGUCGGUAAGCUCCUCGAUUUGUGUCUCGAAUGAUAGAGAAGAGGCACAUGCCACUGUUAUUGUCCAUCCCUUGAAUGAAGAAGGCAAACAUCAUGUCGAACUGAAUGCUUUGAGCAUUGCUGCUGCUACAACUUGAAGAAGAAUAUGUACAUAGAAAUAAAGGGAGAUGUUAAUUAUUCCCAAUGUGACUUUCCAUUUGUGACUUAAAAGAAGAAUAUAUGUGUAUUUUGCCCCAAGGGGUGUGUAAAUUACAAAUGGGUUGUGGAUAUUAUUUUAAUGUAAAUAUUUAUGGAAGGAAGAUGUUUGUCU
Impatiens glandulifera is the source of this 1870-nucleotide messenger RNA. RefSeq names its product lecithin-cholesterol acyltransferase-like 4. The record is from RefSeq and is a predicted model, not a curated record. Gene Ontology annotation, biological process: lipid metabolic process. NCBI's taxonomy places the organism in Eukaryota, Viridiplantae, Streptophyta, Magnoliopsida, Ericales, Balsaminaceae. The coding region runs from base 81 to 1697 and encodes 538 amino acids. The transcript is spliced from 11 exons. Gene Ontology annotation, molecular function: glycerophospholipase activity.